This is a messenger RNA of Lepisosteus oculatus (spotted gar), 2017 nucleotides long. Lineage: Eukaryota; Metazoa; Chordata; Actinopteri; Semionotiformes; Lepisosteidae. The record is from RefSeq and is a predicted model, not a curated record.
CGGACGACAUUCCUCUGGACACGUUCAGGCAGCGGGCCUUAAAGACGCCGACGCGCAGACGCAGUAGACACGGUGAAUGCCGUACUGAGCAUGCGUAGCUGUGGCAAUAUGGCGACGUCCUGUUAGUGUGCAUGUGUUUUUGUGAGAUCGAAUAAGUUCGCGUUUGGAAGUUACAUUUGGUUUUCGUGGUUACUUGUAUACACCUAGAGAAGCAGAACCCCGACCGAAAUAUAAGCGGAGACGAGAAAGAUUGUGGCGACGCUGACGCGAGAAAUUAGAGAAAUCAGGGUUUCGUUUGGACUUCUGUUCCGGAAAGAAUGUCGGACCAGGGGGAGGAGUUUGACGGAGAGGGGGAGGUGCCUGAGACGAAGGGGGAGGAGUCUGGAGGAGAGGAGGAGGGGCCGAUGAGCGACGACACGGGGCCAGCCGGGGGCGAAGCUGGGCAAGGCCUCGCAGGGCCGGGGGCGACGGGGGGCGAGCGCUCGGCAGCGGGCACCAAGCCCUCGGGGAGGAGGGCGGUCCCGGGGGUCCUGUACCUGGGCCACAUCCCGCCCCGGCUCAGACCCAGGCACGUGCGCAACAUGCUGUCCGUGUACGGAGAGAUCGGGAGGAUCUUCCUGCAGCCCGAGGGUGAGGACCGCCACCCCGCUGUGGCCCCCGAGCUCACGCAGGAAGCUGUAGCCCGAGCUACAUCUCCGCCCACCUGCUGCAUCGACUGUCGUUCUGGUGGCCCUGAUGUCACAGACUCCCCACCUGUCUCUCGCACACUAACCCCCCCUCGCCUGCCUCAGUACCUUCACAGGUUCCAGUGGUGUCACCUGAGUGAGCGCCUGGCGUACGAGCAGACUGUGAGACAGCAGCGCCUGCGGGUGGAGAUCUCCCAGGCCAAGAAGGAGACCAACUUCUACCUGGCCAACGUGGAGCGGAGCCACAGCCUGGAGAAGCUGAAGAAGAGGAAGAAGAAGGAGGGUCAGAGCUUCCUGGAGAAGACCUGGGACUUCACCCAGCGGCCCACCGAGGACGAGAUCCGGCAGAGGCGCCUGCUGAAACAGAACCAGCCCCGGGGCCGGUCCAAGAAGGAGCUGGCGAAGGCGCUGGAGAAAGCCCGGGCCAUCCAGGAGAAAUCCCAGUCCAACGUUUCCCUGCUGGCCAAGAUCUUCAACACUGGGGCUUCCCAGGACAACUAGAUAAGGUUCCCGGGCUGUACCGGUGCAGACCGUGCUUUCCGGGACAUGUGAACAUCGGUGAAAAAUUUAUCGGGUGGUUCACUGUGGUUCAGUGAACUGUCCUUGGGUCUCCUGGCACACCUGAUCAAUACUAAUGCACAAGGAAUUAGAGGAAGUUUUAAUGUUGUUCCUGCUGACAUCUGGAAUGCAAACUGUGGCAUCAGGGCCACCAUAAGAUAAAUCCAUUGUACUAUUCCAUCUGGGCAGUAUAUUGACUGCCCACACACAGACAGUUUAGAUUUGGUUGAAUAUAAGGUGAUUGUUUAGUCCAGAGAAAACAGUGUUUUUAAGUCCGAAGCUCAAUAAGUGGCCACUCAUCUGAGCUGCCGUGAUCGCCUCUCGAUCUGGCACACCUGGGAUAGCUGGGCCUCAUCCUUCUUCCGGAACGGGACGGCAGACAGCAGACCGCCUUGGAGACGAGAAGAGCGACAGGUUCUUGUUCGUGGUGAAGGCUGGGACCUGCGGUCUGUCUCCGCCGGCGGUUACCUUUCCCCUGUUGACCCGCUGAGGAUUGGGAUGUGUGACCCGCUGAGGAUUGGGGAGGGGAGUGCAUCUCCAUUGGAUCCUGCUUCCCGGAUGUCCGAUUUAUCCGUUUCUCUCAUCUGACCGGUGAGGGAAGCCGCAGACUGCAGGGAACCUCGGAAGGGUGUUCGAACCACACCGAUGGACCUGGUUGGACAGCUCACCUGCCUUGGUCGAAGUUCUUUCAUGCUCUCUUGCUGUUCUGACUUUAUUGUAGCUCUCUUUGACAUCCGGGGAGAAGUCUCUCAAUAAACAGCCCAGUGUUGUGG